CUGCUUCAGUGUCCCCUCAAUUUCCUUCAGAUGCACAGACUCGUAAUUCCUUCAUCUGUUCUUGGGAGGAAAAAGCAGUUAGAGGCUUAAAAGCUGGACGUCUCUGCACACCCAUCUCCUUGUUCUUCAUUCUUAUCCAGGCAGAAAGGUAACGGGACACUUUGUCUCUAGCAAAGGGAUAUUUUCCAAUACUGAGGCGUUGCCUGACACAGCUGGUCAGAGAAGUUAGGUGGGGGAGGGGAGGGGAGGAUCCAGAGUCACCCCCCAUAACUGGUUACUGCUUUUCCCACAAGACCGUGUGUGGAUAGACCUCCCUUCCUUCACUCUUUCCCUUCCUCUCCCCUCUCAGUCACUGUCUCUUUCCUGACCUUCAGUUUGGCCUUUCCUAGUAAGAGGUCAGUAUGUGUUCACACUUGGGAAAUCUCAUUCAAGAAUUUUUGUCAAUGGACAAGUCAUAAGAAGCCCUUCCAUUUUAGGGCUCGUUGACGUCACCAAGGAGGCGAUAAAUAUCUGUUGAUAUAAUUGGAUGUGAGAUUCAGUGUUGAGAGAGCAAAAAUUCUGCCCCUCGUUCCCCGGCAGGGCCCUGUGAUUUAUGCAGGAGCAGAGCCAGCACGCAAUCGAGCUGUCAAGAGAGCGUCAGCUUAUUAGGCAAAUGCUGCGUGGUUUCUGAAGAGGGUCGACGCUAUAAAAUCCCACUCCGGGCUCUGGUGUGGAGAAACUCGGAGCCCAAGUCCAUUGAGAGACUGAAGAGAAAGAGAAGAGGGAAAGAAGAAGAGAGUGGGGAAAGAAAGGAGAAGGGAAGAAAACCCCUGAGAAAGCCCCGGAGACGUUCCUCUGCAGAGAGGCGCAGCGCUCCGAGCGCUCACCUGCAGAAGCGCCUCAGAAGCGCCCCUAACAUGCGGCUGCCGCUGCUCGUGUCCGCGGGCGUCCUGCUGGUGGCUCUCCUGCCCUGCCCGCCGUGCAGGGCCCUCCUUAGCCGGGGGCCCGUCCCGGGGGCCCGGCCGGCCUCGCAGCACCCCCAGCGCCUGGAUUUCUUCCAGCCUUCGCCGCAGCCUCAGCAGCCGCAGGCUCGGCCCGUCCUGCUCCGCAUGGGGGAGGAGUACUUCCUCCGCCUGGGUAGCCUCAAUAAGAGCCCCGCUGCUCCGCUCGCGGCCGCCUCCUCGCCUCCUGCCGGCAGCAGCGGCAGCCGCCUUUCGCCGGACGAGGUGGCCGCCAACUUUUUCCGCGCGUUGCUGCAGCAGCUGCCGCUGCCCCGGCGCCCGCUCGACAGCCCUGCGCGUCCGGUGGAACGCGGCGCCGAGAACGCCCUCGGCGGCCGCCAGGAGGCACCGGAGAGGGAGAGGCGAGCCGAGGAACCUCCCAUCUCCCUGGAUCUCACCUUCCACCUCCUCCGAGAAGUCUUGGAAAUGGCCAGGGCUGAGCAGUUAGCGCAGCAAGCUCACAGCAACAGGAAACUGAUGGAGAUUAUUGGGAAAUGAAACGAGCUUGAGACGUAGAGGAUGUACAGCCAGAGCGCCCAUACUCCUCAGUGAGCAUGCACAAAGUGUAUUCACGUGCAGUAACAGCAACAUCCUGUAAUUUGUACCGUGUACUUAUAGUUUCUAUUUCCAGGUGUCUUUAACAGUGUUUCGAAGAGAGUAUAGGCCCAGGAGGAAAUGUUUUGAAGAAGCAGACAGAAGUCACACAAUUGAUUUUGUUGUGGUCUUAGCCAAAAAGAAUGUCAUUCUCUUGGGUGGGUGAGACAAAAUCUGUAAGCUCUUUGCACCAACUUUUCCUUGUAAACGUUUCAGUAAUAAAACAGCUUUCCAAUCCUUGGUCAAUUUGGUUGUGUAAGAGAAUGUUGAAUAUUUAUAUUUCUA
Messenger RNA from Physeter macrocephalus (sperm whale), 1859 nucleotides. RefSeq names its product corticotropin releasing hormone (gene CRH). The coding region runs from base 897 to 1478 and encodes 193 amino acids. Gene Ontology annotation, cellular component: extracellular region. Gene Ontology annotation, molecular function: corticotropin-releasing hormone activity. Gene Ontology annotation, biological process: negative regulation of epinephrine secretion; positive regulation of cortisol secretion; negative regulation of glucagon secretion. The transcript is spliced from 4 exons. NCBI's taxonomy places the organism in Eukaryota, Metazoa, Chordata, Mammalia, Artiodactyla, Physeteridae. The record is from RefSeq and is a predicted model, not a curated record.